GUGAGAUAUCAGAGUUGGAGUAUUAUGUUUUGUGGAAUCAUGACGCAUUCAAUUUUUAUCUUAUUGCAAUUUUGCCAGAUGAAAACCAUUGCGAGAAUAAUAUGCAUUACAGCUCUGCUUCUGACAUUUACCUCAGCAGAAGCUAAGAAAUGCAGAGCACUGGCUCUUUCUGGAGGUGGAGACAAGGGAGCCUAUGAAGCAGCUGUCUUCCAUGGUUUAUACGAAAACCUACCAGCCGAGGAAUUACAAUACGAUGUAAUCACUGGUGUAUCUGCUGGAUCAUUGAAUACAUUAGCUUUAUCGACUUUCGAUCCCACAGAUGUCCAUUCUGCUGCUAGUUAUAUGCUAUUCUAUUGGAGAAAUAUUUUAACCUUCCCUGAUCCUACGACAACAUGGGAUAUCCUCUAUGGGCUAAUGUUCAAACAAGGAAUGUUCACCCUAGACAAUUGAAAAAGAUGGCUAAGAGGUACAUUACCUGAAAAAUCUGUUAAAAGAAAAGUAUCAUUCGCUACGGUUGACUCUAUCGGAGCCACUUAUCAAGUCUGGGACUAUAAUGUAACUAAUUCAGAACCUGAAAAUAUCAGAGAGUCUGCCAUGGCUUCUUCUUCAAUACCAGGCUUCUUGCCACCAAUCAAGAGAAAUAACUAUCAACUUGUCGAUGGAGGGGUCAUCUGGAACAUUGAUAUUGAUUCUGCAGUCAGAAGAUGCAAGGAGGUCGUCAAUGAUGAAAAUGAUAUAAUCAUUGAUAUGAUUCUUUGUGGAAAUUAUCAGAUGAAAACAGUUGAUGACCUAGCAAAUUUCACUGCCAUGGAACAUUAUAAAAGAGCUAAAGAAAUAUCAGAUUUUUAUCAUGGCAUGGAUGACUACAAUUCUUCAAUUGUCCAACAUCCCGAUGUAAGCUUUAGAUACAUUAUUGCUCCCUCAGAACCUUUGUCUGAUGGAGGGGGCUCUCUAAGUUUUGACGAAAAGACAAUAGACAGAUGAUUUGAAAUUGGACAUAAAGAUGCCAAAAAUGCCGUAGAACUGGGAUCCGGAAAUAAUGGCAAAAUUCUCCUUGAAUAUACCCAAAAAUUCAAAGAAGGCCAAGAUGUAUGGCUAGACCAAAUGAUUGAUGGAGAAGUUUUAAAACUGAGACAAUCACAGCUGAAAGAAGGCAUUUCAGAAUAAUAGUGUUCUUUUCAUAAGUAUGCCAUAUCAUAGCCCUUA
Molecule: messenger RNA, 1206 nt
Organism: Moneuplotes crassus
Lineage: Eukaryota; Ciliophora; Spirotrichea; Euplotida; Euplotidae
Source: the annotation of a GenBank genome assembly